Symbiodinium sp. CCMP2592 is the source of this 2724-nucleotide messenger RNA. The record is from the annotation of a GenBank genome assembly. NCBI's taxonomy places the organism in Eukaryota, Dinophyceae, Suessiales, Symbiodiniaceae.
AUGUGGCUGCAGAUCUGGCUUUUGAGCAGGCUCGUCGUGCUGCGUGGCUCACUGGAAGAGGACAUUUUCCGAGUGUCCGAAGAAGAGAAUCCACGCGAGAAGGAGCUCUCAAACGAGAUCGACUCCUGGAAGCAGAAAGCUGGCACGGGAGAGCGACUGCCAUGGCAUGGACUUCGAGUUGUUGCUGCGCUGACUACAACACCCCGACGUAUUUCGCAAAUCGAACCAGCUUUGGACAGCCUGCUAGCACAAACAUGGCCCUUGGAUUUGGUCUACCUUUUCGUGCCGCAGGUUUUCAAGCGAGAGAACACUACGUAUACGAUUCCUGCUUGGCUUGUGUCGAAGCUUGCCGACCCGCGUCUGCGCUUGAUCCGCUGCGAGGACUGGGGCCCAGCAACCCACAUGAUGGAGGUUCUCCAAGCCGAGCGAGAUCCAGAGACUGCCAUUCUUCAGGUGGACGACGAUCAAAGCUACGGCCCACAUCUGCUGGAGACGCUGCUCCACGUGUCUGGACCAGCACCCGGUCGCGCCGUAGGCGCUGCCACGCAGCAUGCGCACUUACACCUCAGCGGCGUCGUCUUGGAAGGUGUCCAUGGCGUGCUUUUUCGCCGCAAGUUCUUCGACGAAAGCGUCUUUGACUACACUGGCUUCUCAAAGCAUUGUCAGCUGCACGACGACCUCUGGCUUUCGGCGCACCUGGCAAGAAAGGCGCAUGUCCGGGAGGCGCUGUCCUCGCGCUUCGGCACGAAGCCCCUGCCCUUCGGAUUCGGAAAGGAUGCCCUUUACAGGGGUGGCGCCGGCAGCGACAACACCAAGAACUUUUUUCUUUGCUCGGCGUCUUUGCUGCAGGCAUUCCCUGACCUUUGGGAUCAGAAGUACCGCGUGGUCGUGGCCGCGCCGCUGGGCCGCGGGACCUCCGAACGUGAGCUGCGACGCCUGGUGGGCGCCGGCGCCCAGGCGCUGUACUUGCUCGGCGAGGUUGCACCCAAGCGCAUCGUGACGAGCCAUCGAGCAUUCAGGGUCCACGGAGGUGUUCACCGCCAGCUUGGAACAUUUGCGUCCUCUUUCGAGGUGACGAUGAAAAGCUGCCAGGCAAGCUGCAACCUUGUGGAGGCUUUGAGCGCAGCCCUCGAGUUUGAGGAGGAUCCGACGACGCUGGUUAUUCUCUCCCCUGCUGCAGUUCCUGGUCCUCUUGAAUUCCGUUCCAUGGUCCAAUGGCAUGUGAGCUGCACCCGCAAAGCCAAGCCGAGUCGAGAGCUUUGCCGCCGAGAGGACGGAAGCCAGUCCUUCCGAAGGUUGGCUGCAUAUCCCGCUGACCGCAUUCAAGGCUCCAUUUUUAUGCCCAAGUUCAGCCAGCAUUUCUACGUCCACCGGCAUGCAGGAGCCCUCCGAGACAUGGACGGGCCCUGGAGGGAGAGUCCCACGCUCAGGGCCAAGUUGGAUCUUAUCCACGGGCAAGGGCUGGAGGAUCCUGUGGUCAAGGCCUUCCUGGCCGAAGGCGAGGGACUGCCUCGUCGCGUGGUCGUGGUAGUGGCCGCCCCGGCCCCCGCACUUCGGCUCGCGGCACGCGCGGGGCGACUGCGAGGUGCCCAGCGAAUCGUCGUUGCCCUCAGAGCCCGAUCCGGCGCCAGGCGCUGCAGUGUGGGAUCUUGGGCAGCGCAGUUCAGGCUCCGCAUAGCCUGCAUCGAUCGCAAGCGCCUGUUUCAUCCGCUGCUCGCAGUGCUUGACUUGGAGAAGCUUCCCGAGACGCAGAUCUUUCUUAGAGGUUUUCGGCGCAAAGUUCCGCCGCUGUCGGACUUUCUCCAGGCUUCAGAUCUCUGGGCGGGUGCUGUCAUUGCCAGCCGCGCCUAUCUUUACGGCGAGCAUGGCGGCCCCAUUCCGGUCACAUCGCUCGGAGCUUUGUACCGCAGAGGCUUUUUUGAUGAGCGGAUCAUUGAAGACUUGCAUGGUCCUUGUGCCCACGAGCCCGAUCUCGUGGUGGCCAGCCACGUCGCCCUCAAUGGGGUGCCGACCGAGGUGCUGGGCCUGGGCAGCUCCUCGCCUGUGCCCAGCUUGCGCCGGUCGACGGAGUGCUGGUCAGAACUGAUCGAACGCCACCCGUGGCUUUGGACUUCCUUACGGCCCAGGAGGGCGAUUCUGCAUGUGGCGUUGAUGGAUGGCACGGACGACUUCUUGCUGGGCUUGACCCUGCGCUACGCCAUCUCGCAGACUCGGCGCCCCGACGAGGUGGUGCUGCUGACUGCUGGGCAGUCGAACUUCGAGGACUCGGGCGAAGUGGACACCCAGGUGCGUCACGGUGCUUCAGUUCGCAUCGAGGGAAGUCGAUGUGUGGUGGUCUCUCGUCAUGGUCGAAGACUGCCUGUCACUCUUCACCAGUUCCUUGCGACCUUGGCGGGCAAGGUCGGAUCCGUUCUGCACACUCCUGAAGGCCGCGGUCCGACAUUGUCAAUUCUCCGCUGCUCCGGGGAUAGCUGCAGACCGAAGCCGCAUUUGGGGGCCGCGUUCUACAGGGAGCUGGAGCCCUCAACGGCAAUGAUUUUCUGCUCCGCCGAACGGCUGAUCAACGAGAGGCUCGUGGAGGAGAAUGUGGCCUGUCUAGACUCGUGCGCCCCACACUGCUCGCCGCAGAACUGGUGCGGGCAAGCGAGCACUCGAGAAGACGGUGCACUAUAUGAUCUGAGCAUCACGCGGGCAGCCGGAUACAUAGACCAUGUGGCCAGAUGA